UUUUUUUUAAAUCGAAUAAUAAUAUGCCUCACUAUGCCUCACCAACACAACUUCAUAAUCAUGUAUCACGGUUAUUUACUGGGAAAAUUAUAAAAUCUCUUCCAGUAUGGUAUUCGGCCAUGAAAAAUAUUCCACCUGGUCAAAGUUUAUUACGUAGUCCUUUACAAUUUCGUGAGGAUAAUUUACAAAACCAUAAUUUGCGCCUUCGGCGAGACACGAAGUCUCAUUCUCAAAAACAUUUGAAAACAAAAGUUCCAAGACCACAAAAAAUUUAUUAUAUGUUAGAUGCUUUGCGUAAAGAUUUUUAUCGUGAUCAUCCAUAUGAAUUAUUAAGACCACAAAUUUUGAUAGAACAGGACGGUGGAUUCGUGGAGAAGAUUUUGGGCAAUUUAAAAUUUCCUUGCCGAGUUACUGGUGAAAAGUGAAGUUUUUAUUUAAUUUUUUUCUAUAAAAAUCUUAAACGUGAAGAAAUAUAUUCGCUAAUAUAAAAAUUUUUUUUUCUUUUAGUGUUAUUAAAUAUCAAGAAUAUUUAAUCAAAAAGAAAGGGAUGUCAAAAAAUGAUGCAUAUAUUCAAGCAUGUAAUGAAUUUUAUAAAAU
Molecule: messenger RNA, 597 nt
Organism: Rhizophagus irregularis DAOM 181602=DAOM 197198
Lineage: Eukaryota; Fungi; Glomeromycota; Glomeromycetes; Glomerales; Glomeraceae
Source: RefSeq, a predicted model, not a curated record